This is a messenger RNA of Salarias fasciatus (jewelled blenny), 2546 nucleotides long. RefSeq names its product grainyhead-like protein 2 homolog. Gene Ontology annotation, biological process: brain development; regulation of transcription by RNA polymerase II; neural tube development. Gene Ontology annotation, cellular component: nucleus. NCBI's taxonomy places the organism in Eukaryota, Metazoa, Chordata, Actinopteri, Blenniiformes, Blenniidae. The transcript is spliced from 15 exons. The record is from RefSeq and is a predicted model, not a curated record. The coding region runs from base 198 to 2123 and encodes 641 amino acids. Gene Ontology annotation, molecular function: DNA-binding transcription activator activity, RNA polymerase II-specific; RNA polymerase II cis-regulatory region sequence-specific DNA binding.
UCGUGUGCGAUUCAAGUCUGUCUGUGCGGAGUUACUUGUAGGACGAGGAUACGGAUGGUUUUAUCUGUGUUUUUUAUUGGAGAAGUUAUUUAGAGCUUCCUCCUGUUGGCAUAGGCUUUUACACAAUUUGAACCUGCUCAUGGUGGGAAGCCUAGUUUUUCAAGCAAAUCCUUAAAAACAUCGGUGCUGGACGCAACAUGGAUGUGGACAGUAAACGGCAGCCGAUAGCGGUACCAGACGAGGCGUCGGCGCCUUCCUGCAGGGUGUUCAGCUGCGAGGACCAGGCGUGGAGGAACUACGUGGAGAACCCCCUGACGGCGGCCACCAAGGCCAUGAUGAGCAUCAACGGAGACGAGGACGGCGCAGCCACUCUGGGGCUGCUCUACGACUACUACAAGCAUUGCCAGGUUCCCAGAGAAACAAAGUGUGCCACCAGUGGUUUCAAACCCGCUGACUACUCUGCAGUGGAGCUCAAGAGGCGCUCCAGCCGGGAUAUACUCAACCAAUACGUUCAGGCGCUGACCGCCAUGCCCGUCAACCUCUCCAGCAGCUACGGCACCGUGGGACAUCACAGCUUGAAGUCUGAGGCGAGCAGUGUCUCAGCGGUCCACGGUGGAGACGGCGUGCCGGUCCCCCUGAUCACGACAGAGGGCCACUCUGCCGUGCUGGACUGUGGUGGCUCCUACAAAGAAGACCCCGUAGAGGAGAAAAGGCUGGUCUACAAGCAGAGCCGCUACGGCUCGGCUCUCAGCGGCGGCCUUAAAAACGACCAGCGAAGCUCUCUGGACAGCUCGUAUGGGGAGUCCUUGAAAAAAGAGGUGUACCACAGAAGUCCCUCUGCAGGAAUUGAUGCCUCCCACUCCAUCCUUUCAGCCAGCAGGUUCCACUACAGUUUGGACGCCAGCAUGUCGCUGCGGCCGCGCCAAGACGAAGGUCCCAUGAUCUAUCUGAACCGGGGUCAGUUCUACGCUCUGACGCUGCGCGACCUGGGCUUCAGAUCCUCCCUGUGUCCGCCCCAGGACGACGCCCAGGGCGGCGGAGCGGCGCCGUCUCCAUCCAGAAGGGCGUCCAGCGGCGAGCAGUACGCCGACGGCUCCGAACGGGACACUGUCGUGCAGAGUGUCGUCAUGGUGGUUUUUGGAGAAGACAAGGGCAAAGAGGAGCAGCUGAGGAAUUGGAGGUACUGGCACUCCCGCCAGCCCACUGCCAAGCAGAGAGUCCUGGACAUUGCCGACUACAAGGAGAGCAUCAGCACGAUCGGGAACAUUGAGGAAAUUGCCUACAACGCCGUGUCUUUCACAUGGGAUGUCAGCGAAGUGGCAAAGGUGUUCCUCUCGGUGAACUCUCUGAGCACGGACUUCUCGUCGCAGAAGGGCGUGAAGGGGACGCCGCUGCUGCUCCAGAUCGACACCUACAGCUACAACAGCGGCAGCCGGCGGCCCAUCCACCGCGCCUUCAGCCAGAUCAAGGUCUUCUGCGACAAGGGAGCUGAGAGGAAACUCCGCGAUGAGGAGAAGAAACAGCUCAAGAAACGACCCAGAGCGGCGAAACACGUCGGCUCGGAGCUGACGGCGGCGGCGGCGAAGAAGGCCGACAGCACGCCGUUUCAGAGCACGCCGGACCUGGACUCCCAGCCGGUCCUCUUCAUCCCAGACGUCUACUUUGAGAACCUGCAGCGGGCGGGCCAGGUGUUGUCUUUCCACGCCGCCGACGUGGGCAGGAACGGGGCCGUGCUGAUGAAGAGAGCGCUGAGUGUUCCUGAGGAGAACGUCUCUCCGCCUCAGCCCAAGAAGUUGAAGAGAGAGGCGGAGCAGAAAGUCCUCCUCUAUGUGAGGAAGGAGUCCGACGAGGUGUUCGAUGCCCUGAUGCUUCACUCCCCGACCCUCGCCGCCCUGAUGGAGGCCAUCUCUGAGAAAUACGCCGUGCCCGUCGGCAAGAUGACCAAGGUUUACCAAAAGAGCAAGAAAGGACUGUGGAGGGAAGUCACGUCUGUACAGGCUUUGGAGACGGCGCUGGACCGAGACGAGCUGGAAACCGGGGCCUCGGCGCUGAGCUGGGAGGAGGACCUGGAGCGCCACGUUUGGCGGACGUGGGGAAAAUCCUUCCAUUUACUGAUUGAUUGAUCAGCUGAUCGGAGUUGACUUCUGAACUGUGAGAGGUGUAAACUGACCCAGAACACUUUUUCUUUUUUUAGACCAUCACCCUGUUUCAUUAGAAGUUCUGCAUCUUCUUGUACAGUUUUAGAUGUGUGUGUGUGUGUGUUGCUUUUCAGUGGAACUGAAUGAGUCUUGAUGGUUCUCAUUCUGUGUGUUGAAUGUUAAUACCAGCACAGCGACCGUGGCUUCACAAAGAGGAAGACUGCCAGUCUCCGGGAUGCUCCUACACUCUUCCACUUCCUCCUGCAUGUAUUUAUUGUUUUUAUUUUUCUCCUCUUCCUGGAGUCGCUACAGUCAUCGGUCUUUAUGACUUUUGAAUUUCCAGUUUUCCUCAGAGGCUCACCAGUGGACCGAUGCAGAUGUCUGAAUGAGUCAAUAAAUAUAGUUUUG